This is a messenger RNA of Manihot esculenta (cassava), 2470 nucleotides long. RefSeq names its product microtubule-associated protein 70-5. The record is from RefSeq and is a predicted model, not a curated record. Gene Ontology annotation, biological process: cytoskeleton organization. Gene Ontology annotation, molecular function: microtubule binding. Bases 347 to 2080 code for a protein of 577 amino acids. The transcript is spliced from 11 exons. NCBI's taxonomy places the organism in Eukaryota, Viridiplantae, Streptophyta, Magnoliopsida, Malpighiales, Euphorbiaceae.
UAUGUCAAAAAAAGAAAUGAAGGAAAGGAGAGAAUUGGAGAAAGCAUAGCCGGCUAGGCCGGCUUAUGAAAGAUGUGGUGUUCGGAUAUUUGCUUGAGAAGAAGGGAAGGUCCAACGUCCAACUCCUCUCUUUGCGGUCAAUUUCUUAAAGGGAUAGACUCUUUCGUCUGCAUCUUCUCUCUCCCAAAGCCCUCUUGUUUGUUUCCCUCAUAAUAAUAUUAUAAAGCCCGCAUUGCUUUUGCUUCUUUAUUUGUGUUUUGUGAGUGCGUUUUCAGUCAUUCUUCACUUUGCCAAGUUUCAACAACCUCAAAAACGUUCUUUCUGUACAAAGAAAACCUCAAAAAUCAUGGUGGGUUAUGAGGAACAGCUUCUUUCAGGAGGACAACAGCUCUCCCUUUCUCAACCUGACCCUCUUGUCCUUGAGCUCAAUCGUCUGCAGAAUCUUCAUAAAGAGAAAGACAGAGAGUUGGGGGCUGCUCAUGCAGAAAUUAAGGCUUUGAAAACAACAGAAGUUUCAAAAGAUAAGGCUAUAGAAGAGCUCAGCAAUGAAGUUAUUAAACUGGAUCAGAAACUCAGUGUCACUGAAAAUCUUCUGGAGCAUAAGAAUCUUGAAAUCAAGAAACUCACUGAUGAAAAGAAAGAUGCAUUAGCUGCACAGUAUGCUGCAGAAUCAACUCUUAGAAGGCUGCAUGCAAAUCUAAAGGAUGAUGAUUCUCUUCCUAUCGAGUCUUUCAUUGCUCCUCUUGAGGCAGAGAUUAAAAUGCAUAAAAAUGAAAUUGCAGCAUUACAGGAGGACAAGAAGGCAAUGGAACGCCUCAACAAAUCAAAAGAGGCAGCUCUGCUUGAAGCAGAAAGGAUUCUGCGAAGUGCUUUAGAAAGAGCUUUGAUGGUAGAGGAGGUUCAAAACCAAAACUAUGAGUUGAAGAGACAGAUAGAAAUCUGCCAGGAGGAGAACAGAAUUCUGGAGAAAACAAAUAGGCAAAAGGUUUUGGAGGUUGAAAAGCUUAGCCAGACCAUUCAAGAGCUUGAAGAGGCAAUUCUAGCUGGUGGGGCUGCAGCCAAUACUGUCCGUGACUAUAAACGCCGAAUUUCUGAACUAAAUGAGGAAAAAAGGCUGUUGGAGAGGGAGCUAGCCAGAGCUAAAGUUUCAGCAAACCGAGUAGCGACUGUAGUAGCUAACGAGUGGAAGGAUGAAAAUGACAAGGUCAUGCCUGUAAAGCAAUGGCUGGAAGAAAGAAGGCUGAUGCAGGCUGAGAUGCAAAGACUAAGAGACAAACUAGCUGUAGCAGAUAGAUCAGCUAAGGCUGAAGAACAGCUCAAGGACAAGUUUAAGCUAAGGCUAAAGACACUUGAAGAAGGCUUAAAGCAUGUAUCAAGUUUCUCUGUUAACUCCCCUAAACCAGCAAAAACCAGCAACAUUCUAGGAUUUCUAACCAGUAGUGGAGGACUAAGGAAGAGGUCUUCCUCCCAGCCAAGGGGUUCUACCAUCAAUAGUAAUACUCCUUUGCGGCAGCCAAACAUAGAAAAUGAAAAUGCCAAUGCUGCUAGAGAGCUGAAACAAGCUGAUAGCUUCAAAAAGAAAUAUUGUUCUGCAGAAAACAAAAUGAGAAAUAGCCUGUGGGCAUCCAGAAGUAAGAUUAUUGAUAGCAGUGUAAAGGAAAACACAGAACUGAAGGAAAAUACAGAUGCAAAUAUUAACAAGUACAAGAAUGAUGAGACAGCAAUUUCAGUGGAACUGAAAAAUAAAGCUGGUGGCAUUGAGGACUUGCGCGGUAAGGGAACUACACAGCCUGAAUGUGAAGAUGUGGUUUCAGGGUUUCUAUAUGAUAGACUUCAAAAGGAGGUCAUAAAUCUAAGGAAAUCUUGUGAGGCUAAAGGAAGUAGUUUGGAUGCUAAAGACAGGGAAAUUCAGAUUCUCAUGAAAAAGGUUGCAGCACUGAACAAAGCCAUUGAAAUAGAGUCGAAGAAAGUGAAGAGGGAAAUUGCAGCCGGAGAGAAGGAAGCUGUGUCAGCAAAAGUGGAUCACACCAAUAAGUUUGGGAGUAUGAACUCCACUAGAAGGUUAAUGAAAGUGUCUUGAAGAAUUCUUUGAUCUGAUUUACUUGAAAUCCACAUGAAAUUCAUUUCAUUCUUCGACCUUUCCGGGCCUGUUUACUGAUGAUAGCUAGUUGAAAUAAAGUUCAGAUUUGAUGCAAAAGGAGUCCUGACCAUAUUACCUGAUAGGAUGGAGCUGAAUUGUGAUAAUUUCUGCUUUGAGAUUUGCAUGGAUGAUUUCCAAUUUGGUUUGGUUUGUGUAUAUGAAUAAUGAAAUGGAAGAUGAUCUGAAAAAUGGAAACAAAUGUUCUACUCAGUCAGGAAUAUGUACACAAAUAGUUUUUACACAAAUAAAAAUUCAAGAGAGAGAUUCAUUGGAAGAUCAUAUGUGAACAUGAAUUAUACAAAAGAAACAUUGUACAUACAAAAUUAAAUA